GAACCCCCCCCCCCCCCACAUGAACGACUAUGGCUCGUCGAGAAAAAGAUACUCGUACGAUGGAAUCCCGCGCACACACACGCGCUCUCGCAAAAGUCACACGGGCUACUGUAAGUCUGCCGGCUGGUCAAUACGUGUUGACGUUCAUUUACACACUGCAAUGGUGCGGAUACGCACAAAGAAGAAAUUAGAUGAGAACACGUUUGUGGACGUAUGUGUUCACCUGCUCUGUAGGCGCAGGUGCUUAUGAAGCCUGCGCUGGCGACGUCGGAGCAGGAAUUGCCGCUAGUAGACCUGCACGGACAUAGCCAGCAUGCACACGCUCGUGAGCACCACAUGUUUGGGUGUGAUUCGUGUUCACCAGGCCUCAGGGGUGUUGUUGUUGUGGCAGGAGACUUCCAUGCGCUCGCAUUCGCUCCACCCGUGACUAGUGCACGCAGCGUCGCCCGACAAGCGGAUGGGGUUCCACUCGGCCCCGGGGCUCAGGUCCGUCACACACGCAAAUUUGUGGAUGUCGUCCUCAGUCUUCGGGGUUUUUUCCACCAUGCAGACGUAGAGGUCGUCAUCGCAUUCACUGUUUCCACUGUCGCACCUGUCGUCAUCGCAACUGCAUACAUGCACACAUCAAGAGAGAAAGCGACAGGUCAGUAAAGCAUCAAACAGCUCAACUCAGCUCAUCUUGCUGUUCUUCCCCACUCGUCUGAGCAACAAUCGUUGUUGAAGUUGCAUCGGUGUCCGUGGGGGGCAAGCGUAUCUGUUGGCCAACACCAUCCAUUGACACAGUUGUCGGAAUCGCAAUCACUGGUCGACGAGCAACUCUCUCCAAUUGCAGCGGACAACCUCCGAACAGCAGCAGUGGCAUUGCGCUGUGUGCACAGAUCAGAUGCAGAGUCAGUUUCAGAUGUAAACUCAGCUUCAGCCUCAGAGUUGAGUGCGCGUCGUACCUCGUUAGCGCCCCUCAGAUGAGGGCUCUCAGGGUGCUCAGGGUGCAUGGACACCUCCCCAGUCUGCACAGAGAAGAAGGACAGAUCAGACUGAUCAUCAGCACCGGCGCUGACUAGCCUCCAUCAUGAGCCUACAUCACGAGCGGGAGCACCCUGACCCACCACCACCAGGAAAAGUGCCGCGAAGACGACAAGCAGGCGAGCCAUGACGCGCACAGACGAGAAGGGCAACCGAAGAGGAAGCAACCUCUGACGGGAAGCAGUACUGGCGUUACCGGUUUGCCGCGAUCGAGGUAAAAUGCAUGAAACAUACACACGCUGGUUUGCCG
Molecule: messenger RNA, 1273 nt
Organism: Vitrella brassicaformis
Lineage: Eukaryota; Vitrellaceae
Source: the annotation of a GenBank genome assembly